AUGGCUCAGAGGAGGGCUGCUGGUGGCUGCUGCUGCCCCAGGGCGCCCAUGAAUGAAGACAAUGCCCGUUUCUGCCUCCUGGCUGGGCUCAUCCUGCUGUACUUGUUGUGUGGGGCGGCCAUCUUCUCAGCCCUGGAACACCCGUUUGAGCUGCGUGCCCGCCGCCUCUGGAAGCAGCAACUGGACAACUUCACCCAGAGAUACAGGGUCAACCUGGGUGCCCUGCACACUCUGCUGCGACAGUAUGAGGAAGCAAACGGAGCUGGGAUCAGAGUGGACACGCUUAGGCCCCGCUGGGACUUUUCUGGAGCCUUCUACUUUGUGGGCACAGUGGUCUCCACUAUUGGCUUUGGUAUGACCACACCAGCGACCAUUGCCGGAAAAAUAUUCUUAAUCUUCUAUGGUCUCAUCGGUUGUGCUGCAACCAUCCUCUUCUUUAACCUCUUCCUGGAGAGGAUCAUCACAAUGUUAGCUUACAUCAUGCGCUGGUGUCACGAGCGUCGGCUAAGGUAUGCUGGAGUUGGGUUUGUGUCAAGCAGGGAGGAGUCGUCAGGUGAGGAGGACAGCCUGGAAGGCUGGAAACCGUCAGUCUAUUACGUGAUGCUGAUCCUGGGUGUUGCAUCGGUGGUGAUUGCGUGCAGUGCCUCCACUCUGUACAGCUCCAUGGAGAACUGGAGCUACGUGGACUCCCUCUACUUCUGUUUUGUGGCCUUCAGCACCAUCGGCUUCGGGGACCUUGUGAGCAGUCAGAGACAGCAGUAUGAGUCUCAGGAGGCCUACCGGCUUGGGAACUGCCUUUUCAUCUUAAUGGGGGUGUGUUGUAUCUACUCACUCUUUAAUGUAAUUUCUAUUAUCAUCAAGCAAACUCUAACCUGGAUCGUGGGUAAGCUGGUCUGCUCGGGGCGGCGUCGGCCCUGCUCCUGCUCUAGAAAUGGCUGCCGGUGGCUUUGCUGCCCCUGCCUGCAAAAAGGCAAUGCCAACCGCCUGCGUCCGCCUGCAAACCUCAGACAAAAACGCUUAAAACGCAACACCGUGCAGCCCGUCUCAUCCCGUUUCCCUGCAGGGAGACACCACUGCAGGGACGGCUCGGUGGAGACAGUGUGUGACAGUGAGACGGAUGCAGGUGCAGUGGCCGCGGGCCGGCGUCUGUCAGGAGAGAUGAUCUCCGUCAAUGAGUUCAUGGUGUCCAACAGGGUGUCUCUAGCACUGCUGCAGAAGCAGCUGAGCGAGACAGCUCAUCAGGGCCCACGGCAGAGCUACAGCCAUCAAAAUGGAUUCUCUGGUGGUGUGGGGGCCUUGGCCAUAAUGAAUAAUCGCCUACAGGAAACCAGUGUGGAUAGGUAGCACCACCGAGAUGUCAUUCUUGUGUUCAUUGCUUUAAGCUCUCUGUAGUGGAGCCCUAAUCCAACCGAAACCGAGUGAUUUAGAGAAAAUCCAUUGUCACUAUGAUAAAACCAAAUUCUGAGAAUAUAAUAUUUUGCCAAUGACUAGUGUUUGUUCAGCGCCUCUCUGAGCAAUUUCAGUGGAAGUCUAUGCAUAUAAUAGCAGACAUCCACCGUGGAUUCUGAACAUCAAAUAAUUAACAUUUUACAUUUUGUUCUGCGUAGAGAAAGAGAGUAAAAGACGAAUAGAAUUUAAAGAAUUCAAUAACACUGUGAAGAGGGGACUGAUGUCCUGAAGUGAUUGGCUCAUUCAAAAGCAAUCAGAUGAAAGAAGCAGUGAAGGACCACUUACAGGGGACUGCUGAUUUAAGAGUGCUGCACGUCCACUGAGCUCCUCAAUAAAUAUGGUCGAAUGGGAGGUGGUAGUCAGUAUUAGUGAACAUACAGACAUAAAAACAAUAUCUACAGUCUCCUCCUCAGAUAAUUACCUGUAUAUAAAUAAAACAUUGGAAAUGUGAUUUGUAUUCAAACAGAGCAUCGUAGACGCACUACAGGAGCUCACAAGCACAGAGUAAGAGACAUUUUAAUUUGUUGAUUCUUCACAAGUUGCCCGUCUUGUUUCAUCAACGCAUCAUUGUGCGUCAUUAAAAUUCAUAGUAAUCAUGAAAGAGCGCUGAGAUCCAGAGUUUUCAAUAGAGAACAUCUAAUCAAACGCGGCCCGUAGAGGACGUCCUCACGUAAAUAAGUGCUGUACAUAUAGGCACAAGAUCACAUCAACAGAUCGGUGAGCUAGAUUCAGGCUCUCUUCGGCGAGCUGGAGGAGAUCCUUUACUAUGCAAGAUAACCCAUUUUAAUCCAUUAUGUGAUUUUGUGUAUCUUCUGUAGAUUUUAAUCAGUGCUUGGUAUGGUGUGCGAGGAGAAAAGCUUCCUCCUUAGAGACAAAAUCAUGCAUUUUCCUCUAGUGGUCACGCUUUACAAGAUCCCUUCACGGUUACUCAUUUCUUUUGUGAGAAUUGUGG
Etheostoma cragini (Arkansas darter) is the source of this 2401-nucleotide messenger RNA. RefSeq names its product potassium channel subfamily K member 13. Gene Ontology annotation, biological process: potassium ion transmembrane transport; stabilization of membrane potential. The transcript has 2 exons. Lineage: Eukaryota; Metazoa; Chordata; Actinopteri; Perciformes; Percidae. Gene Ontology annotation, cellular component: membrane. Bases 1 to 1344 code for a protein of 447 amino acids. Gene Ontology annotation, molecular function: potassium ion leak channel activity. The record is from RefSeq and is a predicted model, not a curated record.